GUUGCUUAGUUCUCUCUCUCUCUCUCUCUCUCUCUCUCUCUCUCCAGAGAAGAACAAUCAGAUUAGAGAGUUUCUUGAAGUUCAACGUGCUAACUAACUCUACACACUGCUAAUGCUUUUUUUUUCCCUCUGUUGGCUAAAUAUUUCCUCUUCUUCAACUUCUGUUUUAAUUACUAAAACUUAUUUCUCCAGUUAUAUCAACCUCUCAAUACAGAAAAAACUUCUUCUCCUACAAAAUAUUUUGUGUGUGUGUGUGUGUGUGAUUCGAAGUUACCGUUUUAUGUGUGUAUCUGUCUUCUUUCACGUGCUAUCAUGGUACAGUGAGAUUCUUUCCAUUACUAGUUGUUGGUCUAGGAUCUUUUUUUGCCAAAUAGAAUUGCUAUUUUAAUGUGGGGCUUCAAAUUAUUGAGAUAUUCACCAUAUUAUUUUCAGACCUCAUGCUCUGCUGUAUAUUCCCUUUCCCUUCAUCAUCUUGUUACCAACCUAGUCCUCAUACUUAAUUAAAAUUGCCAGUUUCGAAACAUCCAUCUCAACGCCAACAAAAGUAUGAUUCACGUUUCAAUAUCAAUGCAAAAAUGGAGAGUGUUAAUUAUUUAUUAUCAUGCUGUCUAAAAAAUAAUGAUAUUACUCAAUAGUGUAACGUCUGGAGUAGAAAGUAAGGAACAGGAUUGGAAAGUGAAAUAUUUGCUAAUCAUAUAUGUUUGUUUAUCUCUUUUGAUAGCUACUUACUUCCUUUUCUGUUUUGUUUUUCUUGUGUUGUGGGUUUGGUUGUUGGAGUGGUGGUUGUUUCUUUAGUUUCCCUUUGAAGGGAUAGGAUACUCUGCUUUGUUUCUUUCUUUCUUUGUUUGCCAUAUUUCGUUUUCGAUCUUUCGAUGAAAGAUGAUCGCGGAUUAGAGGUUCGGAUAUGUCUCAUUACAAGUCUUAUGAGUAUAUUAUAGUGUGAAAUUUGGCAGGGCUGUGGGCACAAGGUGGCCCUCUGAUCACACUUGUUGCUCUCUAUAUCUGGUCGUUACGGAAAUAUGCAGACCGCUACAUCGAGAGGUGGUGGAGGUCUUGUAAAAUCAUCUGCUUCUACGCUUAAGAGCCCCAGGAAGCUAAAACCAUCUGCUUCUUCGGUUUCUUCUAUAAAUCCGAGCAUCAAAACUGCGAAAACCAUUGAUCGCAGGUUACCACCCACUCACACUCAGAAAAAGCGGAUAACGCAGAUCGAGGAGGAUUUGAAGAAGACCAAGGAGCAGCUGAGCUCGAGCGAGUCAUGGAAGCGAAGAGCUCAGCAGGAGGCUGAAGAAGCCAAGAAGCAGGUCGCAGCCAUGGCAGCCGAGCUCGUGGAGUCUCAGAAUCAGCUCAAGGAGCUCUCUGAGUGCGAAGAAGCUCGACUGCAGGAGCUGCGCAAGAUAUCUCAGGAACGAGACAGGGAGUGGCAGUCAGAGCUUGAGGCCUUCCAGAAGCAGUACUCCAUGGACUCUGCUGCUCUAGCCGCCGCCAUGAACGAGAUUCAGAAGCUCAAGAUGCACUUGAAUAAAGUUUCUCAUUCGGAAGCUACACAAGCCAGGCAUGCGGAAUCAGCACAUGUCGAGGUUCAGAGCUUGAGACUCGAAUUAACAGAAACUCUCGUUUUGGUUGAGAGACUAAAGAAAAAAUUGAACGAUAGCAGAGAUUGCGAAUCACAAGCCCUCGAUGAAGUUAGUAGAGCUGAGAAGCAGUUGGAGGUUGUUAAAAAUGCUGAGAAUGAAAUCAAGUUGAAGCAUGACAAUGUCCUCGAAUCAUACAACUCUUUGCUGCUCGAUUUGGAGAAAUCCAAUGGUAGAGUGAAAUCGUUGGAGGAGCUCGUCGUCACGCUGCAGACUGAUCUAGAUAGCCACAGCAGCAUCUCUGCAAACUCUUCAGCUGAAAAUAUGGACCGAGAUAUUGCCCAACUCAACACCUUGAAAAGUGAGGUAGAUGAAUUGAGAUCCGCCCUCGGAGAUGCUGAAAGGAGGUACAGAGACGAGUACAUUCAAAGCAUGAUGCAGAUCCGAGAUGCCUAUCAGCUGGUGGAGCUCACGAGAUCAGAGUCAUCGGAGAAAGAAGCUCAACUUGAGGCAAAGCUACGAGAAUCAAGAGAAGAAAUCGUUGAAUUGAGGAUUAAACUAGUUGAAAGGGAAAACGCAGUGCAAAUCUCGAAACGAGAAGAAGGUGAUCAGCUCCAGCUGGAAGUGCUCAAGGCAAGUUUAUUCGACAAAGAAUCGCUUCUGCAGGCCACAGCAGAGGAAAACGAGAGGCUGAAGUGCGAAAUAAUGAAGAUGCGGAGCAUAGCAGAGGAUGAGGCGCUGGAACUAGCAGAGUCAUCAAGAGCUGCAGAGAAGGAAGCGUUACUGAGGCUCAACUCAUUGGCGGAGGAAGCAGAUAAAAGCUGCAAGAAAGUGGCACGCGUCACUGAGCAGCUUGAUGCAGCUCAGGCGUCUAACACGCAGCUGGAGGCCGAGCUGCGGAGGUUGAAGGUGCAGUGCGAUCAGUGGAGAAAAGCGGCUGAAGCUGCUGCUGCGAUGCUGUCUACGAGUAAUAAUGGGGAGAGACGAGGCUCAUUCGACUACCAUUCAAUCACUAGUAAGCUGAGCUCUUCGCAAUCUGAUGAUGAAGAUGAUGAUUCGCUUAAGAAGAAUAAUGGGAAUAUGCUCAAGAAGAUCAGGGUGCUGCUCACGAAAGGCCACAAGUAGAUGUCAAGUUUUUCAUUUUUUCCUGCUGCUUUUAUUCAUUAUAUGUCAUUUGAAAUUUUGUGUGAAUUCUUCCUAGCAUCUUGCAGCGUUAUGCUCAGUUUUGCAAAUUGUUUUUCUUGUUCUUGUAACUACUAGUAUUUCUUGAUGUUAUGACAAGUUGAAAGUUAAUGAUUA
Messenger RNA from Salvia splendens (bonfire salvia), 2870 nucleotides. RefSeq names its product interactor of constitutive active ROPs 2, chloroplastic. Bases 1020 to 2696 code for a protein of 558 amino acids. The record is from RefSeq and is a predicted model, not a curated record. The transcript is spliced from 3 exons. Lineage: Eukaryota; Viridiplantae; Streptophyta; Magnoliopsida; Lamiales; Lamiaceae.